Molecule: messenger RNA, 1119 nt
Organism: Nothobranchius furzeri (turquoise killifish)
Lineage: Eukaryota; Metazoa; Chordata; Actinopteri; Cyprinodontiformes; Nothobranchiidae
Gene: bcl7bb
Product: BAF chromatin remodeling complex subunit BCL7B b
Source: RefSeq, a predicted model, not a curated record
CGAGACUUCCAUUGUUGAAGAGGACUGGGGCUUGAAGUUUUCAGAUCUGUAGAUGAACCAUAACAGCAUCAAGAUGUCGGGACGUUCAGGCCGCGCAGAGACCCGAAGUCGGGCUAAAGACGACAUUAAAAAGGUCCUGGCAGCCAUCGAGAAAGUCCGUAAAUGGGAGAAGAAAUGGGUGACGGUAGGAGACACAUCUUUACGCAUAUUCAAGUGGGUGCCAGUAACGGAGACGAAGCAGAUAUUUCGCACCAAAUCGACUGGUGGCGAGGGCAGGGGUUUAAAAGAUGUGGUCCUAGAGAACAAUAAUACUUUACUGGAUUUUACUGAUGAAAACAGCAACCAGAGCUUCCUGUCAGAUGUUUAUCAGCCAAAAAUGGAUAACAGCAGCAGCAGCAACUCCAGCUCCCAGCAGGUCAGCCCCCCCCACCCCUACAGCCUCCGAGCUGAAGACUCUCAGCCCCCGAUGCUCGGCCAGGAGAGCGUGGACGAGCCAGCUCAUUCAGGACGGGAAGCUGCAGACGAGCCCCCAACUCUCAUCAAGGAGGACCCUCUCACAUCAGGAGCUGUCAGACGGGGUGCCUCAGACACACAGGAAGAGUUGGAUGAAUCAGGAGCACCUUCUUUAAAGCGGAUCUGCACAGGGGAAACCACCUCCCUAAGAUAGCUUAUUUAUAACUAUUUUUGUCAAAAUGCACGGUAGGGGAUCUGGGUGGUUGGAAGAAUAACAAGGCUGUCAUAGUGAUUGUUUAUUCAUAUCUACACAAAUAGUACUCCAUACAUUUGAGCUAAUGGGGAAAGUAUCCCAAGAAUGUUGCUUUAUUUCUCACUUUGAGAGUCUUUGAAGUCUUGUUUGGUUGAAAUAUUUUUAAACAAAGUGAAGAGGUUAUUUCAGACUAUUGUGCAUUUCCACACACACUCUGUACAUGUUUCAAGAUUCUGCCACAAGUUUGAUUUUUGUCUUCAUGUGUUGCAGUUUUUUUGGCAUGUUUCCAUCAUAUUUUUUAUGAAGUAUUUCGUGUAUCUCAUUUAGCAGAUUGGUGGUUAGAUGUGCCAUUAUAUUUGAGCUUGAUGGGGGAAUUUUUCCAGAAUAAAACAAGUCUUUUUUUUUUUUGAAUA